UAAUACCUUUCUCUCUCUCCCUCUUUAUUUCGUUCUUUCAUUUCUUCUCUCUCUAUUACCACUCCAUCCUGCCAAUGCAUAGUCAUGAAUUCAUGGACAAGCACGUGGCAUUAUAAACAUAUUUCACUCGUGAGAAUUUUAAAUCGUAAAAAAGUACCAUUUAUAAAUUAUAAAUAAAUAUAGUGACAAUGGAAGGUGAACAGAGAAGUGAUGAUGAUAGUGGAAAAUUAUUUAGUACAAAACAAUUAAAUACAACCGCAAAACCAUCAGAUACGAAUGCAGAAUUUCAAAAGGCAUAUAGGGAACGCCAAAAAAUUAAGAAAAUUGAAAAUAAACGAGAAAGAACCGCAAAACCACCAAAUACGAAUGCAGAAUUUCAAAAGGCAUAUAGGGAACGCCAAAAAAUUAAGAAAAUUGAAAGUAAACCAGAAAGAUAUGUUAAAGUAUUAAUCAUCGAUGAAAUAAGCAUGAUUAGUGCAGAGCUAUUAGGCAAAAUUGACAUGCGUUUAAAACAGAUUACUGGAAGAGGUAAAGCUGACUUUGGUGGCAUAGAUGUGAUUUUAAUUGGGGAUUUACGACAAGCACCACCAGUAAGGGCAACAGCCAUAUAUAAGCCAGUUAAAACAAAUAUUUUUGGACCUUAUUUGUGGAGAACAUUAAAAUUUUAUCAACUGACUGAAGUAGUGAGACAGACUAAUGUUCAAUUUUCGAAUAUUCUAACUAAGAUAGGCAACGGAGAUCCAUUGGAUGAGGAUGAAUUUCAAAUUAUUGAAUCCAGAUUUUUUACCAAAGAAGAUGCCGAAAGAUUGUGUCCUCAUGGAGUUCGUUUGUUUCAUGAAAACGUUCGUGUUGACGCUUACAACAAUUAUGUUUUGCAAAAAUUUGAAGAAAAAAUAAUUUCGACAGCUGACGAUGUGAUCACUGGUCCAAAAAGUCGUGAACAAGAGACUAAUUGUCGUCAGAAACUGCAUAAAAAGAAUCUCAAUGAAGUUGGUGGGUUACCGUAUCAAAUUACUUUUGUUAAAUCUAUGUAUUACCUUAUUACCACUAACAUCGAUGUAACUGAUGGCUUAUGUAAUCGUUCAGUGGGAAAGUUAGUACAUAUGGAUUUUAAUGAAAACAACAAUGUAUGCAGAGUUUGGUUAGAAUUUUGUGGUUCGAAACAUAUAGGUCAAAAAAAAGAAAGAAAGCUGCUCGACUGGCAAUUCAAUGUGGUAUCAGUAAUCAUGCGGUACCAAUUGAAUUACGUUCAGCAAACAUUCCAUUGACAUCAGAUAAAAAAGUUAUUGCGAAACGGAAGCAUUUUCCUUUAGUUUCGGCUGCUACGAUGACCAUCCACAAAUCACAAGGUGGAACCUUCGAUGAAAUUGUUUACGAAUACAAUAAGGGAAAUCCACAAGAGCUUGUCUAUGUUGCGCUAUCUCGUGUAACAAACAUCGAAGGUUUGUUCAUUGUAACAUCCAAUAACAAUUCAAAUAACUUCAGAUUUCACCAUAAUCGAGUGCAGGCAUCAUCAACGAAAAGUUUGCUGCAAGAAUUUCAGAGAUUGUCGCUAAAUCCUUUACACACUAAAGCCCAAACGAUCUUGGAUUUUCUUCAAACUAAAAAUGGCAUUUCCACAACCACAUUAAAUUGUCAAAGUCUACAACGCCAUAGAUUGGAUUUGUUGGAUUCUGUAAUUCAAAAAAUUAAUUUCUUAUUUCUUUCCGAAACGUGGAUGAGCAAUGACCAAUAGAUUGAUAUUCCUAAUUUCAACUGCAUUGCCCAUUUCAAGCGAGAUUACGUACGUACAGGUGGAGUUGCUAUCUAUCAAAAUAGCAAUGACACUACAAAUAUUUUAACACCAAAUAUGGACAUAAUUUUAAAAAAUACUAGCGACGUGAAUGUUAGACGUACAGAAGUUGGAGACAUUUGUUCAGCCAUAUGUAAAAUGAACAAAGGAGUUGAAACUGUCAUGGUAAUAGUCUACAUUUCACCAAAUAAAAAAAUUGAAGAUGUAAAACAUUUCAUCCAUCGAGCGCUUAUUGAAUAUACUGAUGUGGUUUCUGAAAUACUUGGUGGAAACUUCCAUCAGCUUCCAAUGGUUUUAUCUGGAGAUUUUAGAAAAAUUUAAAUUACUUAUAAAUAACAAUCCAAAAGAAUCGACAACGAGAUACGGUACUACUAUUGAUGCUGUUUUUUCGAGGUAUUUGCAUAAAAUAGAAUCACAAACAUAUGUAUCAUAUUUUAGUUACCACAAGCCAAUAAUUUCAGCAAUAGAAUUCAA
Bactrocera neohumeralis is the source of this 2266-nucleotide messenger RNA. RefSeq names its product ATP-dependent DNA helicase PIF1-like. The coding region runs from base 189 to 1268 and encodes 359 amino acids. Gene Ontology annotation, molecular function: DNA helicase activity. NCBI's taxonomy places the organism in Eukaryota, Metazoa, Arthropoda, Insecta, Diptera, Tephritidae. The record is from RefSeq and is a predicted model, not a curated record. Gene Ontology annotation, biological process: telomere maintenance; DNA repair. The transcript has 4 exons.